GCCUGGUUUUCGCAGCGGUGGGAGUACGGCGAACAUGGCUGAAGAUAGUAGGGGCGGCGCAGCGUGCACCCGGGUUGGCGAGCCGCAGGACCUGGCCCACGGCGCCGGCCGCUGCAACUUUCCAGAAUAUGAGCUUCUCGAGCUGAGCACUUGCGUGUUCCACGUGGGCUCCUUUGGGGAGCUGUGGCGGGGCCGGUUGCGCGGAGCCGGGGACUUGUCUCUGAAGGAGCCCACAGCACCCGAGCAGCCUGGGAGCCUAGCGGUCACAGAUUCCCACCGGGACGAUGCUGAGGUGGCCCGGGAUCUGGGCUGCAGUCUGGAGGCAGCGGCCGAGCUGAGGACGGUGUGCGGCCUCGAUAAACUGAAAUGCCUUGAGGAAGAUGAAGAUCCAGAAAUCAUCCCAGAGGAUACUGAUCUAGUGACUUUGAGGGCUAGAAAAAGGUUCUUGGAACAUCGAGAAGAAACCAUAACGAUAGAUCGUGCCUGCAGACAAGAAACAUUUGCUUAUGAGAUGGAGUCGCAUGCAAUGGGAAAAAAACCUGAAAAUCCAGUAGACAUGAUUGAAGAGGGGGAGCUUAUCCUAUCUGUGAAUAUUUUAUACCCCAUUAUAUUUCAUAAGCAUAAAGAACACAAACCGUACCAGACAAUGCUGGUAUUGGGACGGCAAAAGCUCACAGAACUGCGGGAUGCCAUUUGCUGUGUCAGCGACCUCCAGAUUGGUGGUGAAUUCAGCAACACUCCUGACCAGGCUCCUGAGCACAUCAGCAAAAAGGACCUACCUGAUCCUCCCAAAUAUCAGCCUCGGGAAAGGUUCAGGUACUUCUGUUACCUGAUACAGAACUGGCAGAGGACCCCAGACUUACUGACCCACAAAAGGAGAGAGGCUCACUUUCUGGACCUAUACAAAUCUGCCUUCUUUUAUUUUGAAGGAACAUUUUACAAUGAUAAAAGAUACCCAGAAUGCAGAGAUUUGAGCAGAACUAUCAUUGAGUGGUCAGAGUCUCGUGAUAGAGGCUAUGGCAAGUUUCAGACAGCCAGAAUGGAAGACUUUACCUUCAGUGACCUGAACAUUAAACUGGGCUUUCCUUACUUGUACUGUCACCAGGGAGACUGCGAACAUAUUGUUGUCAUUACAGACAUAAGGCUUGUGCAUCAUGAUGACUGUUUGGAUAGAACACUUUAUCCUCUUCUCAUCAAGAAGCACUGGCUGUGGACUAGAAAAUGUUUUGUUUGUAAAAUGUACACAGCUAGAUGGGUGACGAACAAUGACAGUUUUGCACCAGAGGACCCAUGUUUCUUUUGUGAUGUUUGCUUCCGAAUGCUCCAUUAUGAUUCAGAAGGCAACAAACUAGGGGAAUUCCUUGCUUAUCCUUACGUUGAUCCUGGAACCUUUAAUUAAAAAAGGUCCAACAAUUCAUAAGUAUUUUAAACUACACUGUUUAGUUUUUUGUACCAGAGAUAGAACUCAUGACCUUGUGCUUGCCAGGCAGGCACUUGUGCUGCUGAGCUGAAUCCCUGGCCCUAUUUCAGUUUAUUUUUACUUGUGGGUUAACUUACUGAAUUAUGGAAAUGAAAUCUAGAAGUCAUUUUAUAUAUUGAUUCUGAUUCCAUAUUCUAAGUGCUUUUUGCUAAUGAAUUCAAUUAAUGACUCAAGUAGUGGUGAAACUGUAUUGAAAAAAUGUUUGAAGAACGAGAGCUACAUCUUCUACCCGACACCUUCCAAGGUUAUUUUUGAAAUUCAUUGAAUUCCAUUGUUUCUCUGGAUGGCUAAGAACAGACACUAUAUAAAUAAAAAACUCAUGAAGCCUGUAAAA
Molecule: messenger RNA, 1814 nt
Organism: Cavia porcellus (domestic guinea pig)
Lineage: Eukaryota; Metazoa; Chordata; Mammalia; Rodentia; Caviidae
Gene: Snapc3
Product: small nuclear RNA activating complex polypeptide 3
Exons: 11
Coding region: 35-1399 (454 amino acids)
Biological process (GO): snRNA transcription by RNA polymerase III; snRNA transcription by RNA polymerase II
Cellular component (GO): snRNA-activating protein complex
Molecular function (GO): RNA polymerase II cis-regulatory region sequence-specific DNA binding; core promoter sequence-specific DNA binding; bent DNA binding
Source: RefSeq, a predicted model, not a curated record